AUGAGUUCUCUUCGACUUCGAAUCGAUGGCAGAACGUUCAAGGACCCGCAGAAUCGAGAAAUUACUUUAAGGGGAAUUAACGUUGCUGGCGAUGCCAAAUACCCCAAGACUCCCGAUAUCCCUUCCUACGUUUCGGAUGGAUUCUUCGACACCGACAAUGUCUCGUUUGUUGGGCGACCGUUCUCACUUGAUGAUGCACAUACACACUUUUCAAGGAUACGUAAAUGGGGCUUCAAUACUAUAAGGUAUUUAUUUACUUGGGAAGCGAUUGAGCAUGAAGGUCCUGGGAAAUAUGACGACGAGUGGAUCUCGUUUACGAUUGAAGUCUUGCGAAUUGCGAAGCACUACCAGUUCUACAUAUUCUUGGACCCGCAUCAGGAUUUGUGGUCAAGAUUAUCCGGGGGCUCGGGGGCUCCAGGCUGGACACUCUACGCCGCUGGCCUGAACCCGAAGGGUUUCAAGAAAACCCAGGCUGCGCUGGUUCAAAACACGUGGGACAAUCCGGCGGAGUUUCCGAAGAUGAUAUGGAGUACCAAUUACACGAGGCUAGUUUGCCAAACAAUCUUCACGCUAUUCUGGGGAGGGCGGGACUUUGCGCCAAAGGCCAUUAUAGACGGCGUGAAUAUCCAGGACUACCUUCAGGACCACUACAUUGCAGCAUGUAAAUAUUUUGCGCAAAAUAUUCACGAUGCCGGGGACCUCGAGAGCAAGGUGAUUAUUGGGUGGGAGAGUAUUAACGAACCCCACCGAGGACUUAUUGGAAUCCAAGAUAUCUCUAUCGUCCCCCCGGACCAGCAGCUGCAGCUAGGAACAUCGCCUACUGCUUUUCAAGCGAUGCUUACUGGUUCCGGGCGGGCAUGCGAAGUGCCAACCUGGGGAUUUGGAGGAUUCGGUCCUUAUCAAACUGGUCGCGAAUUGAUAGAUCCCGAAGGGGAAUCUGCUUGGCUGCCAGCUACCUAUGAUGAUACAAAGUAUGGUUGGAAGAGAGAUCCUGGCUGGAAACUGGGAGAGUGUAUCUGGGCUCAGCAUGGGGUUUGGGACCCCUCGUCAGAUCAACUGCUCCAGAAAGAUUAUUUUUCCAAGAAACCGCGAACUGGCGAACCGCUGGACUACGACAAGUUUACCAAUACGUAUUUUUUGGAGCACUGGAGAGCGUAUAGCGCGGCGAUCAGGAGUGUGUGGCCUGGCUCCAUCAUGUUGUGCCAGCCGCCGGUCAUGGAAAUCCCGCCCGACCUGAAGGGAUCCAUUGAUGAUGAUCCAAACAUGGUCCAUGCUGUUCAUUUCUAUGAUGGCCUUACGCUCAUGUCAAAGCACUGGAACCGCCUAUACAAUGUGGAUGUAAUUGGUGUUCUCCGCGGCAAGUAUCUUACUCCAGCAUUUGCAGUUAAAAUAGGAGAAACCGCUAUUAGAAAUUGCUUGCGGGAUCAGCUUAAAUUCCUACGGGAGGAAAGUUUGCGGUACAUGGGGAACCACCCCUUGAUUUUCACCGAAAUCGGGAUUCCAUAUGAUAUGGAUGACAAACAUGCCUACAAAACGGGUGACUACAGUAGUCAAACCAGCGCCAUGGAUGCCAAUCAAUUUGCCUUGGAAGGUAGUGGUGGCAAUGGGUUUACCCUGUGGAUUUACACGGCAAGGAAUGACCACGAAUGGGGGGAUCACUGGAAUGGAGAAGAUCUGUCGAUCUAUUCAACUGAUGACCUUGAGCUCCCUGGGGGCAAGCUUUUCGCACUGGAACAGGAAUCUCGAUCGCAGUCCGACUCCCAAUCGCCUUCUUACUCGUCUAGUCAAAGCUACGUCGCCCAUAAGCAGAUUAGUCCACGAAACCUGAAGGAUGCGAUUAAAUCCCCUUCGAUAUCCUCAGAGGUCUCCCAAUUCGAUGAAGGCAAAGCAGGGUUCCGAGCUGCGGAGGCUUAUGUUCGCCCCAGCCCUAUCGUGACCAACGGAGAAAUCUCCAACUUUGUGUUUGAUUUGCGGAACUGUACAUUUACCAUGUCGCUUGUGGGGAAUCCGAUGGCGGAAGGACAGGACGUCCCGACAGAAAUUUACCUGCCUGACUUCCAUUUCCCGGAAACGCAUACCGAGGUAGUGGUCAGCUCGGGUGAGUGGUCGAUUGACUUUGUAGAGAUCAACUCCGUCAAACUGCAGCGGCUGCAAUGGUGGCAUUCUGGGGGCAACCAGAACAUCAAGAUCCAAGGGGUCAAGCGCAAGCCAGGAGACCCGAUCGGUGUAUCAGGGGAGGAUCUGAGCUAUCUGGAGCAGUGUCAAAGUGGCGGAUGUAGUGUUAUGUAG
Messenger RNA from Aspergillus ochraceoroseus IBT 24754, 2289 nucleotides. Its product is annotated as sterylglucosidase 1. The transcript is spliced from 4 exons. The record is from RefSeq and is a predicted model, not a curated record. Gene Ontology annotation, biological process: ergosteryl 3-beta-D-glucoside catabolic process. Gene Ontology annotation, molecular function: steryl-beta-glucosidase activity. The coding region runs from base 1 to 2289 and encodes 762 amino acids. Lineage: Eukaryota; Fungi; Ascomycota; Eurotiomycetes; Eurotiales; Aspergillaceae.